CCAUCCGCCAUCAUGUCGCUGCUCAAAGUACCGCUCUUGAUGCUCGGCAGCAUCGCCGUUCACACAACGAUGACUUCUCCGAACCCGGCGGCACCAACAGAGCGUCAGCUGAAGCCAAGCGGGCUGGAGCGGAUCGCGCCAAAAUGGGCCCCGGUCCUUCUCAAGGGAGUCUUUUGGGGCCUAGGGAUUGCCGAAUGCGUGACCAUCCUCGCGCAACACUUCCCUCAUUUAGAGACGAUCUCGCAGGCGUUGGACCCAAAUAACGGCGCAGCACACCUGACGCUUACACCGACAUUCCUCGCCGGGUUUAUUUCGAGCAUCGUGGGCACCUCCAUCCGCCUGCACUGCUACUCUCGUCUCCAGAAACACUUCACCUUCGAACUGAGCACGCGCCCCGAUCAACAGCUAGUCACGGACGGCGCGUACGGGCUGGUCCGACACCCGAGCUAUCUGGGCGCGCUGUUCUCUGGCAUCGGCGCCGCUUUGUGUGUGUUCGUGCCCGGGUCGUGGCUCGUGGCCUGCUCCGGGCUCGUGCGGCCCGGCGAGGCCUGGGAGCCGAAGAUAUCUGCGAUUUGGGCGGUUGCACUGACGCUCGCCGCUGUUGGCCUGGGCUCUCGGAUCAGGAAGGAGGACAGGAUGAUGAAAGAGAGGUUCGGAAAGGAAUGGGAGGAUUGGGUUGGGCGUGUGCCUUAUCGUCUGGUUCCUUUUCGAGCACUGUAUACUCCGCGCGGGCGGUCAAGCGGCCAUGAGGAUCGGAGCGAACUUCAUUUGUGAACAGUUGGACGUCCACAGAGUAAACACCGGGGCCAACGCUGACAGACGUCUGAUUGGCCAGUUCGGGCAAAGCGUCGCCGUCUCGCGACCACGUGAUGGUAUAACUUUCAUCAAGCCCGGAGACCAGGCUGGCCCGGAAUUCGGCAACCGGAACCAAAUGAAGCUCGAGGGUCGACGUCGCAGAUUUGGCAUCGCAACUUGUC
Molecule: messenger RNA, 977 nt
Organism: Mycena citricolor
Lineage: Eukaryota; Fungi; Basidiomycota; Agaricomycetes; Agaricales; Mycenaceae
Source: the annotation of a GenBank genome assembly